AAAUAUCGAGAAAAGGGUUCAAGUUAGGGUCAUGAUGUCGACCCGAAAUCGGCGUUUGUCUACAUCGUCAUCAUCAUCAACGGCAAAGAGGCCGUCGAUCACCGGGAAUCAGAGCAAGAAGAUGGGUGCUGUGAAGACCCAAUUUAUUAAGAAGAGAGCAGCUCUUAGCGACAUAACCAACCAAGGAAAUGGGUAUCCAAACGGGUCACGGGUCAUUGUUAUUCGCUCAAAACCCAUGGUGCCGUGUACCUCCAAACUUGCCAAGAAGAAGGAAACUUCUACUUGCACUCAGGAUCAUGGUCUAUCUAGGCCUACAACUCUGAGUCCGGAAUCAUGUGCUGAUGUUUCUUGUAUGGAUACAAUUUGGACGAGAGAUGAUCAACCUACACCUAAAGUUUCGGGUCUUCUUUCUCCAAGCAGCAUGUGUACGCCUGGAAGCAUGGAUAUCUCUCCAGAUAGAUCACUUUCCGGUUCAGUCUCUCUGGACGAGACCAUGUCUACUUGUGAUUCUUUGAAGAGCCCAGAGUUUGAAUACGUAGAGAAUGAGGAUGUUUCAGCAGUUAAGUGGAUUGAGAGGAAGGCAAACUACAAUCUGUACAUAUCAAAGUACACACAGAGAGAAGGGAAGAUUUGCAAGAGAAAUAUACUUUCGGAUAUGGGAACAAAUGAUAAUGCUGGUGCUGUUGAUAACACUUCCAAAGAUCCGCAGUUCUGCACACUGAUUGCUCAUGACAUUUACAAGAAUGCAUGGGCAUCCGAGGCCAAAAAAGGGCCUUCUGCAGACUUCAUGGAGAAGGUACAAAGAGAUAUUAAUGUCAGCAUGCGAGCUAUUCUGAUAGAUUGGCUAGUUGAGGUUACUGAAGAAUACAGGCUUGUACCUGAGACACUAUUUUUGACAGUGAAUUACAUUGAUCGUUAUCUUUCUGGCAAUUCAAUUAACAGGCAACAGUUGCAGUUGCUUGGAAUUGCCUGCAUGAUGAUUGCUUCUAAAUACGAGGAGAUAUGUGCACCUCAAGUGAAAGAGUUCUGUUAUGUUACUGAUAACACGUACUGCAAGGAUGAGAUUUUGCAAAUGGAAUCUGCUGUGCUAAAUUACUUGAAGUUUGAAAUGACAGUCCCAACAGCUAAAUUUUUUCUGAGGCACUUUGUUCAUGCUGCACAAAUGAUCAAUCAGGUUCAAUCGAUGCAGUUUGAAUGUUUGGCCAACUACAUUGUGGAGUUGUCACUUCUUGAGUACACUAUGCUUCAUUAUGCUCCAUCGCUCAUAGCUGCUUCUGCUGCUUUCUUGGCCAAGUUUAUACUCUCUCCUACAAAGAAACCUUGGGACUCUAUUUUGGAACAUUACACACUGUACCAGCCCUCUGAUAUGCAUGACUGUGUGAAGUCACUGCAUCAUCUCUGUCGUAAUGGUGGUCGUGCUAAUUUGCCAGCAAUCAGAGAAAAAUACAGUCAGCAUAAAUACAAAUUUGUGGCAAAGAAGUACUGCCCUGCAUCAAUACCUCAGGAGUUUUUCCAAGAUUUGAGCAAAUAGCCCAAUGGAUACCAUCCCGGUAUUCAGGUGCCUUCCAAUACUCUGUUGGAUGAAGUUAGAUGUAAAUGGUGAUUUUGUAGCUUAGGAAUAGGAUCUUCAUUUUGCUCACAGUUUUGGGAAAAGCAACAUUGAUUCGGCUGAGUUAGUGAAGAAUUUGAAUUGUAUACUGUACACAUACUGGAAGACAUUUUCAUUAUGAAAUUCUUGUCA
This is a messenger RNA of Theobroma cacao (cacao), 1741 nucleotides long. Its product is annotated as cyclin-A1-1-like. The record is from RefSeq and is a predicted model, not a curated record. Lineage: Eukaryota; Viridiplantae; Streptophyta; Magnoliopsida; Malvales; Malvaceae. Gene Ontology annotation, biological process: mitotic cell cycle phase transition. Gene Ontology annotation, molecular function: cyclin-dependent protein serine/threonine kinase regulator activity.